AUGACCUCAAAUAUAGCCGAAUGUAUUAAUGGAAAAUUGGUAGCAGCAAGAGAGUUGCCUGUUUUUUAUUUUCUUGAAGAAGUGAGGAAGAUGUUUGGGAGAUGGAAUUGCACUAAUAGGAGGAACGGUACAUACACAUUCACAACACUUGGAAAAACAUUCCAGCAAUUAUUAUCAAUAAACGAAUGUAAAUCUCUACGUAGGACGGUUGAACCAUCAACUGAAUAUGUGUAUACCAUAAAUGAUGAGGCAAGGCGUUUCAUAAUUGAUCUUAAAAGGAAAACAUGCAGUUGUCGGAUGUUCCAAAUGGACGAGAUACCAUGUCCACAUGCAUGGGCUGUAUUGAAGAGUAAAAGUCUUAUGCCUGAUGAAUAUUGCUCAGACCUAUUCAAACCAAAGACAGUGAUUAAGACGUAUGAUGUGCCGGUGGAUCCUCUGCCUGACGAGAGUGAGUGGAAUAUUCCCAAACACAUAUGCGAUGAAGUUGUUUUGCCACCAAGAUACAAGAGACCCCCAGGAAGGCCAAAGAAGAAGCGAUAA
Molecule: messenger RNA, 540 nt
Organism: Lycium barbarum (goji berry)
Lineage: Eukaryota; Viridiplantae; Streptophyta; Magnoliopsida; Solanales; Solanaceae
Exons: 2
Coding region: 1-540 (179 amino acids)
Molecular function (GO): zinc ion binding
Source: RefSeq, a predicted model, not a curated record